Molecule: messenger RNA, 1167 nt
Organism: Cercopithifilaria johnstoni
Lineage: Eukaryota; Metazoa; Nematoda; Chromadorea; Rhabditida; Onchocercidae
Source: the annotation of a GenBank genome assembly
AUGAGUACAACAGUUCCAAAAAUUUUCCGAAACUGCUCUCAUGAAUAUCGUUCCAAGGAUAUCAAAUAUGUACAAUGUCAUAUACCAACGGAUGCAAAUCCAUGCAAAUUAUUAACGGAAUUGCAUGAAGCGAAAGAUAUCCGAAAGUAUCUUUUUGCUACAAUUCCACUUAUACUCGCAACAUUUGCCAUUUUGAUAAAUAUUGCCUAUGGCAUAUUGAUAAUAGAAUUAUGGCGGAGGAAAAAACUGAGUUCUUUGCAUCGGUACAGUUUCCUGCUAAGUAGAACAAUAAGCAAUAUCCUUGCCCUCAUUCUUUUAUAUAUUGUUUUAAUUGCCUGGAAAUUGGAAAUAUUCCGGUAUGCAUCUGCUGUUGCAUUCAUUCUGAUCGGAUCACUAUCAUUCUUAACAUUGGCUGGUACUUACGUUGCAAUGACAACAUUACUUUAUUUAGCAAUUGUGCAUCCGUUAAGAUAUCUGUAUGCUGUUAAUGUUACUCGGUGUUUGGUUGUCAUUAUUAUUCUUUGGUUUAUUUCUAUUGCUUUUUCGCUUUUGCUUGGCUUAUAUGGUGCCACAUUGUUUUAUCCGGAAACAGCGCUAAUAUAUUGCUCAUUCGACCGAUGUCAACAACCUAUUGCUAUCUUUGUUGCUUUCCUUCUCUCUGCAUUCUUUAUUGUUGUAAUUAUAUUCUACCUAAUUACGCUUUAUUUUCUUCGCAAGAGAGAUCGAAGCAGUCGAUUGGAAACUGACAUAAUAGGAAGAAACAAUAUGCGAGCGAUGAAUAGACUGGCACUAAAUUUGAUGACAUUUACUGUUGGUUCAUUACCAAUACUUGUUGUUAUAACAAUUGCAACAGUUAAUUUGAAAAACUUGGCUGUUUUAGGCUUAGGUGAUAAGUCAUCGUGUAAAACAUUUCUUCAUGGAAGACUUUUUUUACAAGUCGAAAUUUUGGCAUGUAUUGCUGCAGUUUUUUGGGUUCUAGCGAUGAUCUUUGAUCCAAUUAUUAAUUUCUUCGCUGACCCAAAAUUCGUCGAUUCGGUUCGUUCAUGGUGGAUACGCCGACAACCCAUUUCAUGCAUUAAAUGUCAAAAUUCCAGUAUUACAGCUAUUAUUUCUAAACAAAGCAGACAUGGACAAAUGGAUAACGUUGGUACUUCUGUAAUGUUGUAG